This is a messenger RNA of Electrophorus electricus (electric eel), 2814 nucleotides long. It is a transcript of the gene elmod1, whose product is annotated as ELMO/CED-12 domain containing 1. The record is from RefSeq and is a predicted model, not a curated record. Lineage: Eukaryota; Metazoa; Chordata; Actinopteri; Gymnotiformes; Gymnotidae. Gene Ontology annotation, molecular function: GTPase activator activity.
CUGCCUCAUCGACCUGCACAUCAUGGAGGAAGAACAGGUACCUGCCAUCUAGAGACGGAGAAUAGCAGCAGAUUUUCAAUCGCAGCGACAUCGUAAACCGUGACGGACCAAUAGCGAAUGCAAGUGAAUCUGGGACAAUAAGCAACCGCGAUGAAGCAUUUUCUAAGGGUGUUGACCCAGUUCCUGGUGUUCCUGUACUGUAAGUGUUUGUGGCAAGGCCUGAAGUUUGUCGUGAGGAAGGUGACAGGACGAUGUGAGCUGCAACGGAUCUGUUACAACAACAAGCCUGGUGCUCGCCGGACCCUAAAGAUCGAAUCAUCUCUCAAAUGUUCUAAAAGUGAGCUUCUGCAGUCUGCAGUCAGUGUCCAUCCAGAUGCUGUUGAAAAGACCAUAGAUGACAUCAUGGUGCUAAAAAAAAUACACCCGGACACAAAUCCACAGCUUGGCAUCUCGCUCCAGGCUUGCCUUUUCCAGAUCGUGGGCUAUCGGAACCUGGUGCUGGAGGUGGAGAAGUUGCGGAGGGAGCCGUAUGACUGUGAGAAUCCAGAGCACGAGGACAUGCUUAUGCAGCUAUGGAAGGCACUGCGUCCUGAAUCUCCCCUUACUGGGCGCAUCUCUAAGCAGUGGUGUGAGAUUGGUUUCCAAGGCAGUGAUCCCAAAACUGACUUUAGGGGCAUGGGUUUGCUGGGUUUGCACAACUUGCUGUAUUUUUCAGAGCAUGACAAAGCCACUGCUCUCCAAAUGCUCCAUGACUCUCUGCAGACCAAACUCAGUAAGAUGAGCAAAGCUGAGUGGGAAAAGAAGAAAUUUGACAAAGCUAUUGGGUACUCGUUCGCCAUCGUUGGCAUCAACAUUACGGACCUGGCCUACUCUCUGCUGGUGAGCGGCGCUCUGAAGACUCACCUGUACAACGUAGCGCCAGAAAUGCCCAGCCUGGUGCAUUUUCAGCAGACCUUCUGUUAUCUGAUGCAGGAGUUCCACAGGUUCUGGGUUGAGGAAGAUCCAUGUGAUAUCAUGGAGUUUAAUCGUGUGCGCAACAAGUUCCACAAGCGAGUGCUGAAGCAGCUGAAGAAUCUCGAUAUGGCUCUGUGUCCUCAUUUCACUGCCUCUGACCUUCACCUAGUUAACCUGUAGCUCCUAUUCUGACCCCUGGAGCUUGACCCUGUCAACCUGUGGCUGCUUAUCUGACCCCUAAACCGUGACACCUUAUGUCACCUUCCGUAAGCUUCCGUCUUUUGUUUUUCUCAUCUCUGCCGACCUUGCCAAUCAUACACUCACACAUGUAUUCAUGCCUAAACAGCCCCCCUCUCGCACACCUGACCAGAUUUGUAGUAAGCUCAGAUCACCAGCAUCACUGAAGAUAAUGGUGACUGUAAGAGUGCAUGAUACCACUGCACCACCUUACGUUUGAGUCACUCUAUUUUUCUGCAUUGGUAAGCCACUGACACUGACUGUAAUGUUUACUGGUUAUAAUCAGCAUGGUUUUAAAGUGACUCAAAUUUAGGACAUUUAGUAUCACUCAUGUGACAGUGCUCCCUAUCUACCAGUAGGUGGAGCGGUUAGUUCAUGUAUAUUAGGCCAAGUGGUAUUUACACAGCCCACAGGAACUGCUUGCAUUUAUAUCAAAUGUAUUUAGAGCCAAUUGGUCUUUUUAUGUGCAUAUACUGUAGCAAUGGUAUUUCAAGGACAUAGAACAUUUGCAGAAGUAAUAUGAUGUGUGAUAUAAGAACUGAACCUAUCUAUUUAGGUAACGUGGAAUAUAAAUGUAAUUUUAGUGCAUUUAAUCACUCAAGUCAUCAUCAUAUGUAAUUUUGACAUCUUCUGUCAUAUAUUAACCAGAAAACAUUUUCUUGUUGUCAAGAUGUAUAGCUUAUGAAUAUAUUUACUUGCCAAAAUUGUUAUAAAUAUGUGAGCAUUUUGUGAAUGUCAUCAAUUCAUGAUUGUUUUGAAUAAUGUAUUUUGGUGUUGAUGUAAAAUCAUUGAAUGUUGUUAUUAUUAUUAUUUUGCUCUUUAGUUAACAAAGCAAUAAGUUAAGUUUGGGACAGCAUUUUCUUUUCAUUUUGCAUAGAACUUGGGUCUUUGUUGUUUGUUCAGUAAUGAUCUUCGGACUACAACACUAGUAUUCUGUGUUGCUAUCUUCACUUACUUUGCUUUGUUUUGCAAUUUAACUGCUGAGAUUUCACAAAUGAGAGAACUGACAACUGAGAACUUGUUACCCCAUGUGUACACAUUUACCCUUAUGUGCUUAUGUGGAUUUUUCUUUCUCUAGACCCUUUCAAUCUUUGGACAGUCACAGGGUUUGCAUGGUGACUUAUUCUUCUUUUGUUUUUGUUUUUUUGCUCUUUGUUUUAAAAUCUAAUGAAAGGUUGUCAGAAUAUCACUCAGUUCAUUUCAAUGCAAUGCAGGUACCUAAUGUAAGUGAAUAUCUAUGCUUUUCUAUGCUAAGUGUUCAUCUUUUUUUUCAGAUUUCAGUGAAAUCUGUGGUGGUCUUUGUUCUUAACCUGCACUCAACUGUGAUAAAUACUGAACAUCUUCAAGGCUUCAAUAUGCAUUAAUGGAACACUUGCUGUAUAUUCUGCUUAAGAGAUUUUUAAUAAUGAUAAAAAAAUAUAAUCAAUUGCAUGGCUUAAUCCAUGAUGUAACUGCUUCUGUUUUUAUGGGCUCCCUCUCCUCUGUUUCUCUCUUUUUAGAUCAGUAUAGGAACAUUUUAGUGAACAGACUCUUAUGUUGAAUUGAAUUAUUUGCACUGUGUGAAAGGGGUGCUUUUUAAAAUCAUUUCAAAGGUCAGUGUAAUAAAAGUCAAAUAUAUUGGAA